Molecule: messenger RNA, 3223 nt
Organism: Malurus melanocephalus (red-backed fairy wren)
Lineage: Eukaryota; Metazoa; Chordata; Aves; Passeriformes; Maluridae
Product: multidrug and toxin extrusion protein 1-like
Exons: 17
Coding region: 617-2512 (631 amino acids)
Biological process (GO): xenobiotic detoxification by transmembrane export across the plasma membrane
Cellular component (GO): membrane
Molecular function (GO): xenobiotic transmembrane transporter activity; antiporter activity
Source: RefSeq, a predicted model, not a curated record
CCUGGGCCUGUCCCCGGGAUGUCACCUGCAGCUGGUGCCUGUGACGUGUCACAUGCUGRGCCCUGGGUGGUCAACACCUCAUAGAGCAGAGGUGUGGCACCUCCCUGUCACCCCACAACCCACCUGGUGCUGGUGGCCUGUGGGCUGGGAAUGAAAAAAUGUGACACGAACAAGCUUGAAACUGCCAGCGUCCCCUGCAGCAGUUAGAGGACGUGGCAGACUGUGCCCUGCUCAGAAUCCUGGUAGGUUUGGGAUGGGAGUGUGGGGACAGGGACAAAGUGUCUCGCUGUGCCCCGUGAGUUAUCCCAGCCCACCGCCYGCUCCGUGCAGGUGGGGUCUGCCCUGGGCAGCAUCUCCCCUGCCCUGCCCGCCUCCCUCCGGGCCAGGGACUCUGUACUCGGCCUGGGGGAGCGGUGCCAGUGAAACCCGACCCGGCGGGGCUGUGCCGGGACAGCUGGAGCCAAGGGGGCCGGCUUGUCCUGGCCCCUGUGAUGGGAGUGAAUGAGCCGCUGCCCAGAGCCGCGCACAGSCAGCAAUCCUCCCUCGCUGCUGCAAGGGCAGGACGGCGCUCCAGCCCGCUGCCCGGUGGAGCYGUGCUGAAGCAGGAGAGGGCAGCAUGAAGCCGGAGAGCUUCCCCGAGGAGAAUGGCAUCGGGGAGGAAAAGGACGCCGGCCAGGGCAAUCUCACCCCCAAUCUCACCCCCGGGAACUACAAGAAGAAACGCCGCUGGAUUCCGGAGACUUUCUGGGAGGACGUGAAGAAGCUGCUGGUGCUGGCGGGGCCGCUGAUCCUGAUCCAGCUGCUGAUCUUCCUGAUCCACCUUGUCAGCUCCAUAUUCUGUGGCCACCUGGGCAAGGUUGAGCUGGCCUCYGUCACGCUGGCCAUCGCUGUUAUAAAUGUCACUGCCAUCUCUGUAGGUUACGGUUUGACUUCAGCUUGUGACACCUUGAUAUCACAGACCUACGGCAGCAAGAACCUGCUGCGCGUGGGGGUGAUCCUGCAGCGAGCCGCCAUCAUCAUCCUCCUCUGCUGCUUCCCUUGCUGCGCCAUCCUCAUCAACAUCGAGCAGCUGAUGCUGCUCAUCCAGCAGGAUCCCGAUGUCUCCAGGUUGGGUGGUCCCCUCAUCCCUCCCGGCGUGGYGGGGCUGAGAGGAGGGUGGCCGUGGCCGUGCCCCUCCCUGAGCCCCCCUCUGUGUGCCCCCAGGCUGACCCAGCACUAUGUGAAUGCGUUUAUCCCUGCCCUCCCGGUGGUUUUUCUGUAUAACCUGGAGAUGAGAUACCUGCAGAACCAGAUGAUCAUGUGGCCGCUGGUGCUGAGCGGGUUCAUCGGCAACGUCGUCAAUGUGGCUGUGAACUACAUCUUCCUCCACRUGUUCCACUUGGGCAUCACGGGCUCUGCCUGGGCCAACACCAUCGCUCAGUAUUCGCAAACCAUUUUCUUGUUCCUGUAUAUCAUCUGCAAGAAACUCCACGURAACACCUGGGGAGGCUGGUCCAGAGAGUGCCUGCUGGAGUGGGACAGCUUCACCUCCCUGGCCAUCCCCAGCAUGCUCAUGAUGUGCAUCGAGUGGUGGACCUACGAGAUCGGCAGCUUCUUGAUAGGCCUGCUGAGCGUCGUUGAGCUCUCUGUCCAGUCCAUCAUCUAYGAGGUGUCAGUUGUGGCUUUCAUGAUCCCCCUGGGGCUGGGCACAGCUGCCAGCGUGCAGGUGGGGAACGCGCUGGGCGCCGGCGACUACGAGACAGCCAAGAGAUCCUCCACCACCAGCCUGAUCUGCACAGGAGUGUUCUGCGUGAUCGUCGGGGCCAUUUUAGCCUCCACCAAGAAUGUGCUGGGAUACAUCUUCACCAAGGACCCGGAGAUCGCUGACUUGGUGUCGUGGGUCAUGCCGAUCUACAUUGUCUUCCACUUGUUUGAAGCCCUCACUGGUGCCUGCAGUGGGGUGCUCAGAGGCAUCGGGAAGCAGAAAUUCGGUGCCAUCCUCAAUGGCGUGACUUACUACGGAGUGGGCUUGCCCCUGUCAGCCGUGCUGCUCUUCGCGGCCAAGAUCGGUGUCAUAGGCCUGUGGGUCUCCAUGCUGGUCAGUGUCUUCAUCCUCUGCACCUGCUUCGUCAUCUACAUCGCCCGCCUGGACUGGAAGAAGGCGGCUUUGGAGGCUCAGCGCCGUGCAGGAGUGGCCCAGCCAACACUACAAGAGGCGCCAGGCUUGGCCUCCGAACCCUCCCUCAAGGAUUUGGAUGUGUCAGCCCCCCAGCCCCACACGUACCUCCCAGCCAGGGCGGUGUUGGGGUCUGUCGCGGGAUUGGACGUGCAGAACGACGUGGUGCUCACAUCAAUCAGGACAGAGGGACCCCCGUACCAGAUGGAGCUGCGGGAUGUCAGGUCUGGUGUCGGCGCUCCGGCCACCCACGUGGUCACCAAGAAGCUGAUGUUCAAGCGCGUGCUGGCGGUGGUCGCGGCCGUGGCCGUGCUGGCGCUCGGCGUCGCCAUAAAGCUGAUGACCAGCAAAGAAUGACUCGCACCAAGGACUUUGGGGACUUGUUUUUGGGGUGAAAGCCCUUCCUGAGGGACGGACGUGCAAAGCACGGACCAGCCAGCGGGAAAAUUGAGCCACACGGCUGCCCCACAGGAGCCAAAGGGCCCCUGGCAGYGUUGGGCAGUGUUUGCUCAGAUAUUGAUUGGGAUGGGGCCCCGAGGCUGCUCUGGCACCCAAAAUGCUGCUCUGGGCUGCCUGGCACACACUGAAMGUGUCAGUGACCCCCAGCCCACACUGUCACCACCCAGCAGAGCUGAGCACAGCCCAGCUCCUGCUGCUGCUCCAUGACAAACGCCCAAUAAAGAAUAAACCCGGCUGGAGGCGGGCUGGCUCCUUGGGGUGGAGGCUGAGGGCAGGGCUGGGGCCAGAGCAGGSAACAUCCACACGUGGGUCUUGCUCUGCCCCUGGUGGCCUUCGCAGUAAAAACAAGGUUUUAUUCAGCAAGGGUCAAGGUCAGCUCUCAGUCACAAAUUUGGAGGUAAAAGACUGUCCAAAAAUCAAUAAACCCCUGAAAUUCAGUUACAGAGGAGGUGGCUAUGGCUGCUCUGCCACUCUGGACAAGGAUGUCCCAAAYCUGGGGCUCCAGUCAGAGCAGUGCCCUGUCUUUGCCCCAGAAAUGCAGCAGCGCAACAGUCCCAGGCACUUCUUGAGUCCUUGGGACAGCGUGGCCACAGCUCAGGUGGCUUUUGC